CGAACCAUGGACAGUACUGUAACCAAUCACGAAUCCAACAUCCAAAAACUCGAGAUCGAAUCACCAUCACCAUCUCAUGAAGAUGAUCACCAAUUCCACUCCAUGAACGCGCUGGAGAUACUAAGAGAAACCGUACGGAUCCUCCGGUACAACCUCGUCGCCUUCAUGCUAAUCCUAACUCUCCUGAUCUGCCCCGUCUCCGCCAUCCUCUUACCAAACCUCCUAGUCGACCAAUCUAUCGUCAAUUCACUCACAGUACGUCUCAUCCUCCUCGCCAAAUCCUCCGGCCUCCCUCUCUUACCUUUCGUCCGAAACUCCUGUCAGAAAUUCUCCGAGACAGCCGUCUCCUCCGCCACGUGUUUCCCUCUCUUCGUAACACUCUCGCUUCUAUCCCGAGCCGCCGUUGUCUACUCCGUCGAUUGCACUUACUCGAGGAGAAGAGUCGUGGUCCCCAAGUUUGUUGUGAUCAUGCAGAGACUGUGGAAACGUCUCGUCUUCACUUACUUAUGGGUUUGUGUCGUGAUCGUUGUUUGUCUCACUUCCUUCUGUGUGUUUCUCGUUGCUGUCUGUAGCUCGCUCUACGUUCUCGGCUUCUCUCCUGAUUUUAACGCCUAUGGAGCUAUUUUAAUUGGUUUAGGGUUUUCGGUUGUGUUCGCGAAUGUGAUUAUAAUCUGUAACACGACGAUUGUGAUAUCGAUUUUGGAGGAUGUGUCGGGUCCACGUGCGUUGGUGAGAGCGAAUGAUUUGAUUAAAGGGCAGACGCAGGUUGGGUUGUUGAUUUUUUUAGGGUCGACGAUAGGGUUGACUUUUGUGGAGGGGUUGUUUGAGCAUAGGGUGAAGAUUUUGAGUUAUGGAGAUGGGUCUUCGAGGAUUUGGGAAGGUCCUUUGCUUGUGGUGAUGUAUUCGUUUGUGGUGCUUGUUGAUACGAUGAUGAGUGCUGUCUUUUAUUUUAGUUGCCGGUCUUAUAGUAUGGAAGCUGUUGAGGCUUUGGAAGCUUCUGGUGGUGGGAUUCAGCCGAUUAUGGAGAUGGUGUCUCAAGAUUUGUCUCUUCUCUGAGAAUGUCUUUCAGAUUUUUAGUUAUGUUCGUUCUGUUUUUUUUUUUUUCUGGUUUCUUGACACAAAGAUAGGGACCAAAGUGCAUACUCCCGUGA
Messenger RNA from Eruca vesicaria subsp. sativa (arugula), 1151 nucleotides. The record is from the annotation of a GenBank genome assembly. NCBI's taxonomy places the organism in Eukaryota, Viridiplantae, Streptophyta, Magnoliopsida, Brassicales, Brassicaceae.